Zasmidium cellare ATCC 36951 is the source of this 969-nucleotide messenger RNA. RefSeq lists its product as uncharacterized. Gene Ontology annotation, molecular function: ATP binding; 4 iron, 4 sulfur cluster binding; ATP-dependent FeS chaperone activity. The record is from RefSeq and is a predicted model, not a curated record. The coding region runs from base 1 to 969 and encodes 322 amino acids. Gene Ontology annotation, cellular component: mitochondrion. The transcript is spliced from 5 exons. Gene Ontology annotation, biological process: mitochondrial respiratory chain complex I assembly; iron-sulfur cluster assembly. NCBI's taxonomy places the organism in Eukaryota, Fungi, Ascomycota, Dothideomycetes, Mycosphaerellales, Mycosphaerellaceae.
AUGUCAUCUCAGUUUGGUGCCAUAUUGCAUUUGCCGUCAGCGGUGAGACGACAGGUGUUCAAGAUUGCCCUUUGGCAACAGAAAUGCUCCUUCUCCAGCUCUUCGCCACAAGCAGCUGGCCAUGAGAACCCAUUGGGCCUGCCUCGAGCAGGCACACCUCCCAAUCUCGCCGCCCGAAUGAAACGAGGUCUCCCCGAAAAGAAACCCAUCCCAAACGUCAACAAAGUCAUCGCCGUCAGCAGCGCCAAAGGCGGCGUGGGCAAAAGCACCAUAGCAACGAACCUCGCCCUCGCCAUGUCGCAGCAAGGCCUUCAUACAGGAAUUCUAGACACGGACAUCUACGGACCUAGCAUACCGACUUUACUCAAUCUCGAAGGCCUGGAACCCGACCUCGACCAACACAACCGCCUCCUCCCCCUAACCUCGUACGGCAUCAAAGCAAUGUCCAUGGGCUUCCUAGUCCCCCAAACCAGCCCCAUCGCCUGGCGCGGCCUCAUGCUCCAAAAAGCCCUGAACCAACUCCUCUUCGAAGUCUCCUGGCCGAAACUCGACCUCCUGGUCCUCGACCUGCCGCCCGGCACGGGCGACGUGCAGCUCACCAUCACGCAGAGCAUCGAGUUGGACGGCGCGGUGAUCGUGUCGACGCCCCAGGAUCUGGCGUUGAGGGAUGCGACGCGAGGGGUCGAGAUGUUCAAGAAGGUCGGGGUGCCGAUUUUGGGUAUGGUGCAGAAUAUGAGUACUUUUACUUGUUCGAAUUGUGGGCAUAGUCAUGAUAUUUUUGGGUUGGAUGGCGCCAGAAAUAAGUGCGACGAGCUCGGCCUACCACUCUUGGGAGACAUCCCACUACACGCUCAGAUCUGCACAGACGCAGACGCCGGAAAGCCUACAGUCGUCGCGAGCCCCGACUCACCUCAAGCGGCGGCUUUCAGAAACGUAGCGCAACAGCUUGUGUCGAGCUUGAAACUGUAA